AUGGCCUUUCCUCCGCCUGCGCAUCCUGGACCUGCCGAGGAUCAGCUAUUAGUGUUGCAGGGCGACCAUAGGUCCUCCUAUGUAUGGGAGGGACAGCUAUCGGAGCAGGCUCUCCGCCCUAGGAGACCUGAUGAUUUGUGGGAGUUCAUCGUAGAGCAUCCUUUCCAUGCCCGCGUAGUCGCGCGCUUACAGGCUACGGGCUUCUAUACUAUUUUUGAGCUUGGACGGAUGCAGCUUGAUUGGUCUCUUAUCACGGCGUUGGUAGAGCGGUGGCGAUCGAAGACGCACACUUUUCACUUGCCCACUGGAGAGGCCACCAUCACGCUGGAGGAUGCUCAGGUUUUAUACGGGCUACGCGUAAAUGGACGGGCUGUGGCACUGCCCCAACCUCAGGGUGGCGCUGGGGGCAGUCGCGUUCUUUUGUCAGCCAUUAGAGAUCAUAUGGCUUUUUUGCACCCUGACAUUACCGGCGAGACGGAGGAUCUCCACACUACACGCGGUUGGCGCUGCUCCUGCUUUUCAGGUGUGUCUUGUUGUCAUAAUCACUAUCAUCUUCCUGACUCUGCGCAUCAGCCAAAUUACGAGUCAAUACGUAGUCUAUGGGCAACUGUGUGA
Molecule: messenger RNA, 615 nt
Organism: Nicotiana attenuata
Lineage: Eukaryota; Viridiplantae; Streptophyta; Magnoliopsida; Solanales; Solanaceae
Product: serine/threonine-protein phosphatase 7 long form homolog
Exons: 2
Coding region: 1-615 (204 amino acids)
Biological process (GO): meristem development; meristem maintenance
Source: RefSeq, a predicted model, not a curated record